Messenger RNA from Daldinia caldariorum, 1854 nucleotides. RefSeq lists its product as uncharacterized. Bases 1 to 1854 code for a protein of 617 amino acids. The record is from RefSeq and is a predicted model, not a curated record. NCBI's taxonomy places the organism in Eukaryota, Fungi, Ascomycota, Sordariomycetes, Xylariales, Hypoxylaceae. The transcript is spliced from 6 exons.
AUGGCCAGUGAGCGACCUGAUAUACUUGUGGCCAUUGACGUUGGCACAACUUACACAGGUGUCGCAUGGGCGCGGCCGCAGCGGAAUCAUGCCCUGCAAAGUCCUAUUCAGAUAAUACAUAACUGGCCUGGCGCUUCGACCAAAAACGAACAAAAAGUCCACACUUGUCUUGUCUAUAAUCAGGACGACAGCUUGUCCUCCUGGGGCUACCUGUGCGAAGAUGACGACUUGAUCGAUAAGAAGAAGAAGAAGCGGGAGUUCUUCAAAAUUUUUCUCGAUCAGCGCACGUUGGAAGAUGCGCGCCGCCAAAAUAUCAGCCAGGCGCCCACCUCCGUCCAGGAUGCACAGAGGUUGAUCUCUAGCUACCUGCGCGAAGUUUACUCGCACGUCAAAUCAACAGUGGAAUUGUAUACUGGUAUAGGCCACGUGGGAUGGCAGGAGUUAGUAGUCGAAUUCAUCUUCAGCGUCCCAACGACGUGGAGGAGCCAGGAGAUCAUCAACUCUUUCAAAAAUUGUAUUCAUGAUGCAGGGUUCGGUGUCGAGGGACGGUACCACAGAGCUACGGUCGAGCUGACAGAGUCUGAGGCGGCAGCUGUCGGGACCAUCAAGAACUCAGCUGUGGCUUUCGAAACAGGCGAUAUCUUCUUAUCUGUCGACGCAGGAGGCGGGACGACGGAUCUUGCACUAAUGCAAGUUGUCGAGGCGCGGCAGCCGUUUCCAUUACUAUCUCAGCUAAACCAAGUAGACGGUAUUGGGAUUGGCUCGACGUUAAUCGACCAGGCUUUCGUAACGAUGAUAAAUAAUCGUCUCAACAAGUUUCCCGAGUUAGUAGACAAACUUCCUCCUGACUGUGCUGAAAGGCUCGUCAAGAGCGAGAGGUAUCGAACAACGAAGCACAAGUUCGGGGAGCGAGUUUACCAAUCCACCUGUUAUAAGCUCCCCUUAGAAGGUGUUCCUUAUAAUCUUACUCACACUGGUGCGCAGAUAGAGCUCGGUAGGAUAAUAGUUUCGUGGGAACAGAUGCAGGCCCUCUUCGAUCCGCAUGUCGAAGGUAUUAUCAAGAAGAUACACGAGCAGCUAGACUGGAUGUUAACUAAUGGGAUCGACCGGCCAAUAACCUAUAUGAUCCUAUCUGGCGGACUCGGAAGCUCCAAGUACAUCCGUGAUCGCAUUCAGCACGAAAUGAUGAUUAGUCUCUAUCCACAUGCCCAUCAAGUUAAAGUGCUACAAGCUCCUGAUCCGCAACUGGUCGUCGUGAAGGGACUAUUGUUAGACAGAUUGCAGAAUCUAGAGUCGGGACUGGCACCGGUCAUUGUAAGUAGAGUAGCUCGGGCGAGUUAUGGUCUUGUAUGCAAGACCAAGUACAACCCGGAGAUACACAUCGAUGAAGAGAUAAAGACGGACUCUUACGACGGAGAGAAAUACGCCAUGGGCCAAAUCGACUGGAUUAUUAGAAAGGGAGAUUCCAUAAGUACGAAUACCCCUAUUAGUACGACUUACACGAAGAAAGUGGACCCAAAAGAUUCGGAUCGCAGCUGGGAUUCAAUUGUCGUGAUCUCAGAUUUGGACCCUUUCUUCUUGCCUCACAGCAUAAAUCAAGAAGGGUUCAAACAGCUCUGCGUAGUAAAGAGCGACAUCACGGGAAUAAACAACAGCGACAUGAUAAUGAGGCGUAAGUCGAGGAGGUUCUUGUUUCACAGCAAGAAGUUUUAUGUAUGCAGUUACGAAGUUCGGGUCAUCGUAGCCCCCGCGGAGUUGAGAUUCGAGUUGUGGUUUGCCGGGCAGAAGUUCUCGGGGAACCACGAGCCCAUCAAGAUUACGUGGGACGCCGAAGGGUCCAAAGUCGGCGGAUAA